This is a messenger RNA of Leucoraja erinaceus (little skate), 4408 nucleotides long. RefSeq lists its product as uncharacterized. Gene Ontology annotation, cellular component: centrosome. The transcript has 7 exons. Gene Ontology annotation, biological process: microtubule anchoring. Bases 549 to 4103 code for a protein of 1184 amino acids. Gene Ontology annotation, molecular function: microtubule binding. Lineage: Eukaryota; Metazoa; Chordata; Chondrichthyes; Rajiformes; Rajidae. The record is from RefSeq and is a predicted model, not a curated record.
AUUUACGUUGGCUGCAGAGAUCCAAUCUUCUUCAGCGUUCAGUAACACGAGGCGCUAUGAUAGUUCAGUCACAGGACUUGGCAUCAACACAAGGUAGGGCACACUGAGUGGACUGGAAUAUGUGGUUGUUUCGACUGUGAAGCACAAUGCCAUUCUUGAUUUAAGUCGUUGGCAGCUUCUGGCAUCAUUGAGUUUUAGUUCAACACCAAGUUGGAAGGUGCUUUAGAUGUUUGUUUCAUGACCGUGUACAAUUUGCAGAUACAUUCAGCACAGGAUUAAUUAUAUGAUGUAAAUUUAUCGUAUACCUUUGCUGUAAAAGCAGUUUAAAAUAUUUAACGGUAAACGAGGAGAUAGAGGGUCCUGACCCAAAAUAUUACCUACCCAUGUUCUCCAGAAAUGCUGUCUGACUUGCUGAGUUAUUUCAGCACUUUGUGUCUUUAAAAAAAAUAUUAAGCAUUGUUUAAUCCUGAGAAACUAAUUUUUUAAUGGAGUCCCAUUUCACAAUUACAGCUGAAUAAUAACUCUAGCCCUGAAAAUUGAACAUUAACAUGGAUAUUCAGGGAAUGGAGGGGUGUGGACCGUAUGCAGACGAGGCGGCUAGAGAUGUGGCAAAGGCAUGGAAAUCACAAGAAAUAGCUGGAGCUGAGGAUUUACCCUUGCCUGGUAGAUCUGAUUUUGACAAAAAGUUAACCUGUGGCUUCAAGCUCCAGCAUCAUCCUCCUCCUCCCAAUCCCAUGGACAAGACGCAGAGUGAAGAAAACCAUCGCAUAGCUGUGCAACUGUGUGUCAAUCCAGAGUCAUCUGACAAUUUGGAUAAUGUCAUUAUGCCACCUGGCCCACCCACCAACUCCAAGGAAGAGACACUACAAUGCAAUGAGUCCAACUAUUCAGCUUGCUAUAGAACCAAAAGCAACAAUGACCAAUUACCUAGAAAAUGUUAUAUUGAUCAAAAUGCAGCCAUAUUUCCAUCAAAACAGAGGGAACCAUUGUUUCAAGUGAAGUCACUAUCGAACACAAGUGAUUUUUGGAGCAACCUUCCAACCAAGGCAGCAAAUCAUUCUUCACAGACCUCCUGUUGGCAUAUGGUAAAUAGCAAUACCAAACUGAAACCAGACCAAGGGGAGGAAUCUGAAAAAAAUCACUCAAGUACUGUUGUCGUGAAUGCAGAAGACGUCAAAGAAAAUAAGUUAGGAAUUCCCAUUCUUUCUGCCAAUAUGUCUGGUUUCGCACCUUCCUCUAUUCAGCAGCCUGCUUUCGAGAUAAGACCAAACAAACCUGCAAGCAAGGAGAUGAUGGCUGCUCAAACACCCAUCUGUGAACAAGCUUUAGGUUCAUUUACAUUGCAAAGCAGCUGCUUGCUGAAAGAGAAUACAGGUUCGGCAGGUUGUCAGCAGUCUUCUAUUAGAGAUUCCAGCACUGCAGAAGCUAUUUCCCCAGUUAACUUCCUUUCAUUUAUUGAUGGCGUUUCCAGCUCCGAAGAUAAGUCAAAUUGCAUGGAUCAACUCCAACUGGGGAAAAGGGAAGUGCAAUUGUUUGUGAAAGAUACUUUGUGUGGAAAUGAUACAUUCCCAUCUUUACCACAAGAAGUAAAUUCAUUAAGAAGUGAAGUGGUUGAAGAGGUAUCCUUGCCUAGCAAACAUCAGGCACCUCUCACUGAAGGUAUUGAAUCUAGAAGUGUUGCAUUGCCUUUUUUAAAUGCUGAAGGAGUAUUAUGCAGUCAGCAAGAUUUAUUGACAGUUUCAAAGCCCAGUAGCAAAAAGGAACUCUUGGCCAUUCCACUCAUUGACUCACUGACUCAGAAGCAACAGGUAUCUCCUGUGUCAGAAAUCUCAUUCAUAACUGAGGAUCUGCCAGCUCCAAUGGAAGAAUAUAAAAUGCUCAGUAUGAAGGAGUUGAAUUCUCUAUUUGACGAAUUAAUACUAUUUGAAACAGAAGUCUCCUCACCUCCUGCUGAGGCUAAUAUCGCAUUUGAAACUGAAGAAUUUCCUCCGCCACCUGAAGAACUGAUCUACCUAAGGGAAGAGCUUCCAUCUCCACCACGAGAAUAUGACAUUGGAGACAUAGCACCAUCAUCUGCUGGCAACUCUUUCAAAUGCAAAUCUUCGCCGAGUGAUAAAAACUGCAGGAUGGACACUGAUGAUCUCCAUCGCUUUCCUCCUCCGCCUGUCGAAGAAAUGGUGGAGGGUAGGAAAGGCAAUUGCCCCCUCAGAACAAGUCGAGGCAAGGAAACCUCCACACAAUUUUGUGGAGAUCACCUCUUGUUGGAGCCCUCAAGUAUCCACCAAUCUCAAACAGAAGGAGAAUUGGUCAAUCAUUUAAGGUUUUUUACUAUAGGAGAACAAAUGCUGGUAGAUAAUAAGGAGCCUGAUUCUUUAAAGUUUAAAGGACACGCACUAUUUGAUGCUGCAGAACUGGAUAAAGCAGAAGGAGGUCAUGACAAAACCUCCUGUAGACUGAAAUACAUGGAAUGCAUAGAGAAAUGUGAUAAUUUUGUUACUACAGAACAGCUUCCCCACCGAUGGGAUAAUUCUGAUGGAAAUACUGAUGUGUCUAAUAGUGAAGACUCAUUCUCUGAAGGGAUCCCUCUGCAAAACCUAGGAGAUCUAGAUGAUAGUUUGAGCCAAGCUCAUUCUUUUGAAGAGGAGCCCGAGGAGGUAAAAAAGAAAAGUGUUGCCUCUCAGGCUAGUGACAACAGGCUGAUUUCAGACCAAGGCAAUGAUCUUGAGCUGGAACGGGUAAUUUUGGAGUGUGCGAAGGCAGUAGAAUCUUUUGCAGGUUCUCAGAAUUUGCUGUGUGCUGAAGUGGAGGCAAAUUUGGACUUAGAUACUCAUCUUAAUUCAGAAGCUUUAGUCUGCACUUUAGUUCAGCAUCACCUUGUGGGCAAAGACAAUGAGCAGUCGGUGAAUGAUGUUGAAGAGUAUCUCGUAGAACAUCUGGUGGAAGGAACUUUGGGUGAAGUGACCAGCUCCGGAGACCUGGAAUAUCAGUGCACCCAAGAGAAGCAUCAAAUCAAGCUAUGUUCUGAACUGAGUUGGCAAAACUCUCGACCAGUUAAAGGACAGAUAGGUCAUGACAAAAUGAACAAAGGUGUUACUGACCACCUCAGCAUUGACUGUGUGCAACUGCAAGAUAAAAUUAGAAUUGCACCAACAGGAUGGAGCCAUGAAUCCAUAGAAAAAGUGACCCAAAAUGUAAUCACGGAAAUCAUAGAUGAAGCCACGAAAGAAUACGAAAAAAUCAAGGAAAAACACAUUGGAAACAGAGAAGCAAAAUUAAUUCUCUGCCCUUGGCCUGCACGAGAAUGUUUGACUCCAUGUAAAAUGAUGCAUCACGAGCGGAUUUGUGAAAGCAGCCAGGAUGUAGAUAAUAAAGAGCUGAAUGCGCCACAGCCCUUCCUGGGCACGAAGACCCAUGGACAGAUGUUUCUGUUGGACUGUUGGUGUUCUGUUCCCCAGAGGCGGACGGAGGAAACCGUGUUUGUUGUGCCUCAUAACUUCACAGACGUUCGACAUCUGGCUGGAAACACUGUCGAUGCCCUGUGGACCCAACGUGGCCAGCAUCAAGUUGGCAAUGAGAUCAAUGUGCUGGAGUGGCAGAAGGAUAAGGAUAUUGAUGAAAUGGAUGCUGAUGAAAAAUGCAAGAGAGUAUAUAAACAGACCAUUUUUGAUUUGACAUCUGAUAUUUUUCAAAAUGUCUUGAUAAAAGAACCAAAGCCAAAACUAGAUCCAUGGAUGAAAACCAGGUCUCGUGCUUCAAUCUAUUCUGGUCAUUCUCUCAAUAAAGAUGAUAAGAUGGAAGUGACGUCUUUCAUCCAAGAUAAGGUGACCAAGUUACUAAAUCUGGACCAAAAUGACCUAGAAAAGAGAAGAAUACAAAAGCUGACCAAAUACAAGAGCAAAAGGGAUCGGGUGGACAUCAUUCUGAUUCAGGAACUGCAUGAAGAAGAGAGUGACUGGGUGGAGUAUGCUGCUGAUGAGCUCACAGUGAAGAUGAGACUAACUGAGGACAUCUUUAACAUCCUGGUUGAGGACACAGCAAAUAUUCUCAGCACCAUCUAUAGCAAGAGGCUGGCCGAGCAAGAGUUCAUCACCUCCACCACAUGAAAUUUCAGGCAAUGUAUCAUUGACAAUGUACUGGCAACACCAGAUGAAGAACCAGAUGUUAAAAUGUUUCUCAGAAUGCUCAUAAUCACCACUUAAUGUGCAAAAUUAAAUCCAGGGAAUUUAAUUAACGCUGAGCAAAUGGACAUAACGGCCUGAUUUGCACUGGGGACAUGGUAUAACUUGGAAGUUGACAAGCAAGGUGAUGGCCAUCCAUUGGCAGUGGCCUUACUAUAGCACAGGGCACCCACUUCUAGGUUGAAAGUUGUGGGUUUAAGUCUGCCACAAGGACUGUACAAAAUCCAUGU